CUGGGAAAAUAGGUGGAGCCUGGAGUGAAGAAGGCCUUGUCUGCUGCACACCGGAUCGUGAGCUUUUUCUGUCGGUAUUGGUGAGCCAUGGAAGGAUUUUAAACGACAGAUCGGAGCCACAUUUUAGACAGAUCCUUCUUGCAGCAGCGUGCCUGGAGGUGGGAGACCAGUAAAGAGAUUAUCGUAGUGGUCCUAAGAGAGACGCUAAGGGCCCAGACAUCUGAACAUUAGGGGAAAAAGCCUUAGGACAGACUUUGGGCAGCCCAGGGAGUUGAUUUUUCUUUUGGUGGGUAAUGAUCAUAUGCACUUGUCCUUAGGAACACUCAGAUAACUGGGUGCCCACAUAGGAGGCAGAGUAGAAGUACUGAUGCUGAGAGGACUAAGCCUGAGGAGAUUGUGGGCCAGGCCAAAUACUAUUUUUCUGUAGAUGUUACUUUAUUUCCUUUUCAUUUAGUUCUUUCUUGCCCCUUCACUGCUUAACCUGGUUAACCCCAUGUUGAGGAUGAUCUGUGUUACUGGGCCCUCUUCCCAAUUACAUUUCUCCUAGUACCAAGCACUUCUUCCUCUGAACAAAAGCUUUCAUAUUUACAUGCUAUGAAAAUUGUGGUAUAUUCUGUCUAGUGUUGGGGUAGUGUAGAAGCGGAUGGGAAAGUGAAGGAGGAUGGCAGUGAACUGAUAUGGCUGGGGACAAUCCUUUCCUGGAGAAGAUAAGAGGGUAUGGUAUUGAAAGAAAACUGUGGAUUUUCCUGGGGAAAUUCAGCCCAAAAGACCUCAGUUUCAAGAAUUGCAAGCACCCAUAAGACCCGGGUAUGAGUCAGGUUGGCAUGAUAAUGAGCCUGCCUUUGCAGAAUGCUGGACUCUGAAACUCAUCUGCAUAAGCAUUUGCUGUCUUGUUAGGUUUGUGUUUGGGGAUGUCUUAUAGUAUAGAGAGUGCAUCUUAGGAUCUGUUUGGUGGCAUAGGCAUGAGGCCAUUGGGAUGAGUUCCUGGGCCCCAUGUGGUCAAGGGGCAGGGCUAGAGUCUAAAGAAGAUAAACUUUGGCCUAGUCUGUCAGGUGUGAGGUGGAAAAUGCAUUAAACAUGAAGUUAGGGAACAUGGGGAAUCUUCAGAAGGCUUGUCAGAACUCUCCCUCAGUUUCUUCUUUUGUAAAAUGGGGUUUAAAACACAGUCUUGUCUACCUACCAGGCAAUGCGAAAGUGGCAGUUCUCUGUAGUCUACCUGUGCGUGCCCUUUAAUUCAUGGGCUCAGCUGGACAGAUUUUAGCUUGAAUAUAGAGUAGCAAAUUGGAACUGGGAUAGUCUCAGAUGCAUGCUUGUCUUCCUUGUUUGCACUUAAAAGUGUCCUCUCUUCCUACAUUAUUGUAUCUCAAGGGAUAGUUUAGAUUUCUGUCUUCUAGUCUAAAACACGUGUAGCAAAAUUUGGAGGUGAUUAGAAACCCCCCAAGGAAGAAGGAAGGAAUAGUCAGGCAAGAGCUGAGGUACUUGGGCUUCUAAAUGAAAAUGUUAUUUUCACAAGGCUCCAUUGGCUAAUGACGAUUACAGAUGUGACCCCAGCAUGAGAGAGCAGAGAUAUUCAAUGCCACAAAUCUCCGAAGUUGCUAGAGGAGGUAUUAAGAUUACUAAAAAUGGAAUGUGAUGAUUUGGGGGUUCUUUUUCAGAUCCACUCUUCUGUGUGUGAUUUAAAGAUUGUACUCUCCAUCUUGGUGAUGGGAAUAAAUAGGCAAGAUGAGAAAGGCCAAAGUGCUGAUUAGAAUGAUUUGGUCACAUGAAAAUAACUAUUGGAAACCUCAUUUAGAAACAAGACUGGAUUAGCUGCCUCUAAAGAAGUUAGCUCUGUGACUGAUGGAGGAUAAUAGGACAACCAACUAGGUUGGAACUGGAGGCUCAUUCCCUUUAGUAGGUUCCUGGAUAUCUGGCAAAGGGAAAAUGAGAACCAACCAACUGGAGAUACAGAGAAAUUGGUCCCCAAGAAUCUGCUUAUCCCAUCUCGCCUGUGGGUAUAGAAAAGUAAGACUUAACUGUGAGGCCCAGUGUCGCAUUUUUACUUCUCAGUUGAGCAUCUUAGAAGUAUCUGGGGUAUUCCAGAAGCUCAGAAAGGCUACUGACUUGGCUUUUUAGAAAUUCCAGACAUACUAAGGACCUUUCCAAGAUGGCUGGGGCCCCUCUCUCCUCUGUAUACUAUAGCUUCAGAAUAUAGCCUUUGAUGGGCCUGAUGCUGGGUAACUAUGUGCAGCCUUCAACUUGGUCCUUUGCCUAAGAUCUUCCUCCUGGCCUGUCCUCCAAGUCCGGGAGCUAUCGUGGUCUUCAAGUUACAGAUGCACAUGUUGAAUGGGGCUCUUCUGGCGUUGCUGUUUCCUGUGGUAAAUACCCGGCUGCUCCCUUUUGAAUUGGAGAUUUACUACAUUCAGCAUGUCAUGCUCUAUGUGGUGCCCAUCUACCUGCUUUGGAAAGGAGGUGCUUACACCCCAGAGCCCCUCAGCAGUUUCCGGUGGGCUCUUCUCUCAACUGGCCUCAUGUUCUUUUAUCACUUCAGCAUUCUACAGAUCCUCGGCCUGGUCACCGAAGUGAAUUUGAACAACAUGCUGUGUCCGGCCAUCUCAGACCCAUUCUACGGCCCCUGGUAUCGCAUCUGGGCCUCGGGACACCAGACUCUCAUGACCAUGACCCACGGGAAGCUGGUCAUCCUGUUCUCAUACAUGGCUGGGCCCUUGUGUAAAUAUCUGCUGGAUUUGCUCCGGCUUCCAGCCAAGAAAAUAGACUGAAGGUGCUUGUUUUUUUUUUUUUUUUUUUCUCCUCCCCAAGGAAGCAAGUCCUGACUUGACUUGGAGAACACCCAGUUCUUGAUGAAAUCAUGGGAGAGGGUAGUAGGAUGUUUGGUGUAUUUCUUUUUUCCUCCUCUCUGUCCCUUUCUUCCUCCACUCUUCCUUCCCCAGCUCCUCCCCCCAGGUUAGCUCCUUGCGCCUGGGGCAUGGUGUGGGCCUGGGUCUUCCCACCUUCCUCCCCUUGGCUCUGUCUCCCUGCUCCGAGUGGCCUUACUCGGGGAGAUGGUAGUAGCGGCUCCCUUGCUCUGCUUGUUGGUGCUUUAACAACAGCCGGUUGAAGAGGCAGGGAACAACAAGCAGUAAUUCUUGCAGUAUCACAGCAGUGAGAUCAGGUUGUGUUUCAUUUCUCCACUGCCAGGGACCUCCAUGCUCAUGCUGGGAUCCCCUUUUGUCUCCAGCACAGCCCCCGUCAGAAGGGGACUCAGGCCUUUUAUCUAUACCAGCGGCAAGCCCAGAGCCAAGGGAUUUCCCAGAUAGUGGUCAAAAUAGAACUGGCCAGAUUCUUCCCACUGGUGUCCCGGGACUCAAAGCAGGGAGCCACCCUGCCACUCCCUCCAGGAUGCUGCCUGGGGUGGGAGGUGAGCAUGCGACCAGCCUCAGGGCAAGAUUCUGCUGAGGGGCCUAUUGAAUUGUGGUGAUGGCGAAUCCACAGCAGCGAGGGUGGCAGUGUGCACAGAGCCAGGCAGGACCCUGUGCAGACUGCCCCUGACAGCUGAGAUCUGACCCACAUCGCAAUCAGAAGUGAGCAUAGGAAUCAAGAAAUCAAUCCAUGCAAGUGGGAACUUGAGAAAACUGAUUCGAAUCACUGUCCACGUUCUUGCUGAUAAUAGAUACCAUCCAAAUCUUGAGUACCCCUUCAACUCGUUCUUGUCCUCUCUCUCUCUCUCUCUCUCUCUCUCUUUGUUUCUGUGUCUCUCUCUCUUAGGCAGCUUCAAGGAAGAGUGAGUUGAAGUUGGGGCUCUGGGUUAUUUUGCUUGUUCAUUUUGCUUGUUUUUGGAUGCUUGAAUUGGGAGAACCCUUGCAUCAGGGCCUGUUUCUGGACGGCCCUAUGGAUCCAUUUCUGGGGCUUACAGGGUGUGGUCACACCCUGGUUUGGGAAGCUAUAGCUCCUGCCAGCGUGAUUUCCCUGGGGCCAGGUUUCUUCAGUACAGCCAGACGCUGCUGAAUUGUUCAAUGGAGGAGGUGUCACGGAUUUCCUGCCCUGCCUUCUCGAAAGCCCACGUCUAGGUCAAAAGGGAGCUGUCAAGGGAUAGGUCUCCAGUGCUAGUGCUUCUCAGGAAGGGAGACAGUGGCCGCGGGGCUGCUGACCUUGCUGACUCUGACUAGGAACACAAAAGCUCCUACAAGCCUCCCCUCCCUUCACCACUCUAGACAACCCCAUUGCCCUGGGCCGGUAGCAGUAUUUUAAGCUUUGUCGUAUUAGUCCUAGAUUGAACUUCAGUGACAGAGGUGGUCAUGGUUUUAGCAAAUGGACCUGCAGGAGGCAGUGCCAUGCAGGAGAGUCUCUGAGGAAGCUGAGACCCAGGGAAGCAAGCCCAGGAGGGACCACCCAUCAGAAGAGGCCUUGCUGGCAUUGAGGUGAUCAGUCCAAGAGCACAGACAGCAGCAGCAGGGGAGAACAUGGAGCACUCUGGAGCCCCUUGUGAUGCAUAACCUGCCAUCAUUUGAGGACUGGGGUAAACUCUUCUUAGUGUCUCUCACCCUAGGGUCACCCUCCAGAGGGUGCACAGCUGGAUUCACCCUGCCCACUAUGAAGCUGCUCUAAGUAGGAGUAACUAGUGAGGAAAUGUGUGAGGUCUUGGUGCCCCUUGACCUCCUUAGAAAUGGUGAGGGUGGAAAGAGAUUAUGAGCGGAGGCCCUGGAGACCUAGCCUGGCCCCACCCACAACAUGGAGUCACUAUAGGCAGAGGAUCAGCUGGGGACUAGCCCUAGAAUGCCACAGUGGUGUAGCGGUAGGCCCUCUUUUCCUCCCUCUUUCUGUGGCAUGGCACAGAUUUCCAGUCAUCUCAGGCUUUCCCCACACUGGCACACCUCCAGAAGUUUGCCUCUGCCCUGGCUACAGCUCAGCACCCCAUUUUGGCAUGCAUUUUCUGGUGCUUGGAAGGAAAGAAGAAAGUGAAAGCCACUUUCCCCUUACCUGUUAGGUGAAAGGGAGAAGCAAGGAGACAGGUUGGCCCAUGAGCAUGGAGGUCAAAGGAACAGAUAAUGGGCCCCACCUAUGGGCUCCACAGGGAGUCCUGGCCUGUAUUUGGGGUGUUGGGGAGCAGUGGGCAUCAGAACUGGUCAGUGUUUCUCCCUUACCUUGGGCCAGGCCCACGCGGAGAGAGGUAAUGUGACCAGAGGCAAGACAGCCUGCCUUGGGAGUGGCCCGGUACCUGUCCCACAGACAGACAGCUGUUGGCUAUAGUACAGAAGUGAGGGAGAAGCCGCGGUUUGCACACCCAGGGAUCAGUGGGCCCUGUCUUCCCAAUCCUUCCUCAGGGCUUUCCUGUCAGUGCUGAGGCUGUUCCCCAACCACCCUGGCCCAGUUUCCAGAUGCCAUCUGCCAGUGUGUGAGAGAGUUUGUGGAAGUGGCCAGCUGCCUUUCAGACAGCCCUAGAAAGGGAGACCAAUGCUCUGCCAGGCCCCCAGGUAGCCUUGGUCAAGUAUCUGAGCCAAGGAGAACAGUCUGUUGAGCUGGCCAACUUGUAGCAUCCACUCUGAAUAGCAGAGAGCUGAUCACGUCUGCUUCGGGUCGUCCCCACCCACAGUGUUUGGUUUUAUACACCAAAGAUCUGGCCCAGCUUCCUCUGCAAGUCAGUGAUGUGCCCCUCUGUCAGCCUGUGAGGGCACCAUGGGGUUCUGAAGCCACAAACUCCCUCUCCCCAAAUAUCUGUCUCUCUGGACACUUGGUAGCACUCACAGAAGCUGUGUGCAGGUCCCUUGGGUAAGUGGGGCAGCUGGCACACUUUAAUGCACAGUACCUCAGUCCAGCCGUCAGAUCAUCCCUUUUGCUGUAGCCUCCAUCAGGGUUUUGAUAUGUGUGACAAUUGAUGAUUCAGUGCUUUGUGGCAUGGGCACAGCUCCUCCCAGAUAGCACAGUGUCAGCAGAUCUCUGUGCACUGGAGUCAGGGCUGGGAGAUGCCCUGGGCAUGAGCUAGGUACUCAGGAGGCGGCAAAAGGUCCCUUCCCUCUUCCUUCUGCCAAAGAAACUCUGGAUUUGUGGGCAGUGACCCAGCACCAUCUAUCCUCUUUAGAAGAGGAGUUUCUAGAUGGUGUCUAUGGAAGAGGAGGUAGAGGAGGGAAGAAAAAGACCAUGUGUAACACUGUAGGACAAGACACUGGUGUUGGUUUUGGUCAACUGGGAGCAGGCACGUGGGAGGGACUCGUGCAGGCUCCUUGGCAAGGCCCAAACCUGGGAAGGGGCUUCCCCAGUUACCACCCUGCUCCCUUUGAGGUGGGGAGCCUGGGAGAGGGCAUGAGCCUUCCUCUAGUUUAUGAAGAACGAGCCCAGUUGUGCUCAGGAAAACCUAGUCUCUUGCUGUUACCCUUGUCUGUAACAUUUUUGUACACUGGCUUGCUACGUGGCACUAAACAGAUAAAAAAAAAUCCCAUGCAAAACAAACAAAACAAAAAGUCAUUUCAAACAAAAGUGUUGUUGUUUUGGAAACUCUUUGCUUUCUUUUGGUAUCAAUGUUGUGUUACAUUUUAAAGACUUUCUGUAUUGGUAUUAUUGUAGCAAAGAGAGUAAAAUAGGCUGAUAUAUAACUAUUUCUGCUGGGACAUUGGCAAAGGCCUCUGCCCCUCUUACUAUUCCCCCGUCCUUCCUGGUUCCCAGGCUGGGAUUGCUGUGCACUGGGCCCACCCUCCCCGACCCCACCCCAUGCAGCGGCUCCCUUCAGAACCAGUCUUUGGAACCCCCCUAGACAGCAGCAGGGUGAGCCUCUUUGUCAGGCUGGUUCUUGGGUGCUCUGUGCCCCUUCCCCCACCAUUUUGCUCACCUCUUGGGGUGUUUUGUAAUGUGUUUUCUCUGUUUUGUAAAACCUUUUGAUUGUACUGAAAUGAUUUCUGCAGUCACCUUUGCAAAUAAAUGGUCCUUAAUUUGUGUAUCUAGCAUUCUGAA
Molecule: messenger RNA, 6921 nt
Organism: Sciurus carolinensis (gray squirrel)
Lineage: Eukaryota; Metazoa; Chordata; Mammalia; Rodentia; Sciuridae
Gene: Tmem164
Product: transmembrane protein 164
Exons: 6
Coding region: 2223-2759 (178 amino acids)
Source: RefSeq, a predicted model, not a curated record